AUGUUCGCAUCCAAGGAAAGAGAAGGUGCUUCGUCGCCAGGGCCUGGAGCCUAUUAUUCACAGUCCCAAAUGAAAAACUACCUACAAGACCUUCGCACAAACCGCCCCGCCCGUCCUACUGGAGCACGUCCUGCGCCCGCACAUUUCAACACUUGGUCUAGUAGAACACCCAACCGGAAUUCCGAUUCAUCAGCUGUGGCUGCGCUACAACGUACCUUCACGGACCCCGCUGCCGAUGCCGACGCUCAACCCUCUGCCUCACAAGAGCCAGGGUCGCACAGCCGAACAACGUCAAGGACCAGCAUGGAAAAGAUCGGAGGCCCUGGACGGCCACUUGUACAGGCGCCUCGCGGGAGAGAAACCUCACGAUCCUCCUCGCAUACGCGAACGCCAAGUAUGAUAUACCGAGAACGCCAGGAGCGACAGGUGGAGCAGGAUGAAGCCCGCGCUAUACGCGCAGCCAUGGAGGAUCUAGAGCUUGCGACGGAGGGGAAGAUAUACGAGGCGGCACGAGACGAAGCUGCAGAGCUAGUCUGGAAGCACCGCAAUCCAAAUGCAGCGGAGAAUAACCCGCACGCGCCAUACUCCUAUCCUGGCCUGGGUAGGGAGAAUAGCACACAGCGAAGUCGGAGUGUUGAGCCCAAGGAUCAGGAUCUGCAGCGGGCCAAUUCCAAGCUGCGAAAGCGACAUUCGAUGGGAAGUGCUGCCUCGGGGAGCAGGAGCAGUAGCUUGCAGAGCACCGGCCCUGGAGGAAACACGGAUGCAUCUACCACUGGGAAUGAGACGUCGGCCACUUCGCCAACCAAGGGGUGCUUUGACCUCAAGGGCAAGAAGUUUGAGUCGCCGGCAUUAGCCAAAGCCAUCUCGGAUCUGCCGGACUUUAAGCAACGGCGGAGAAGCAGUGGUUCUCGUCGUACUGCCAGUGGAAGCCUCUUCCAAAACCCCAACGAUCAAAUUUACGAGGAACCUGAAGAAGAAACAUCGCCUGCUCCUCGACCGAAACCCGCCCCCGAACCAUCGAAAACUGAGAAGUUACCAUUGGGAGUAAGACGGAACCCCUUUAUGCGAUUCCAAUCUAUUAAGAGCAAUCCGUUGGUACGCUCAAGCACCGAUCCUACUGUGGCCUCGAAGCGGCUUGACCGCUAUGAGAUACAAAAGAACCCACCAACCCAGUCUCGAAAUGCCGGCUACACGUUGAACUCUGCUGUAUCGAAGCCAACCGACAAGGACAAGGCAAAUGCGGAGAACUUGCCCGAAGUGAAGAUGAAGGACGGCAAGGAGAUAAGAAGUGAGGAGCUACGCGCUGCGACCGGAUUUCGCCUCAAGGACCGUAGUCCAAAGCUUCCUACGCCUACUGCUGUUUCCGAUGCUCCAGGGCGACCAAUCGUGUCUUUCAAAAAGGACUGGAAUGUUGUCGAACUGAAAGAAGUCGUUUCGACGCUGUCUGAUCCAGCACCGGUUCCUUCCAACCAAACCAAAUCUGGCCAACCUCCCCUGAUGCACGCUGCAAUGGCCCCUGACGUGCCUACUAUAAGUUUAGCACCGGAUGUGCCCAAAAGAAGUACCACACCAAUACCUCCAGUCCCUGAGAUCAACAUUCCUGAGCCCAGUAACGGCCUGGCACCCGAAAUUCCUAAACGAAGCACCACACCAAGACCACCUGAGACUCCGGCAAUCAAUGUCUCCUCUAGCAACACCAUUUCAGCGCUGCGAGGCGGCAAAUUUGAUAGGCCCGCUAUCAGUGUUCGUGAAGAUCCUCCAGCACCAGCGCGACCCCUGCCACUGACCAGUUCGCUGAGGAAAGCUCAAAUUCCAACGCGUCCCUCCGUGGCACCCAUACCCACUAUAAAUGUCCCUGAUUCUUCGCCCUCACGUUCUAGGACUACACCCGCACCAAGCGUUCCUUCCAUCUCGGUUUCGGAGACACCAUCGAGUCGAAGCUACCAUAGACCCUCGUCGAGCGUCACAGCGCCUGUCCCAAGUAUAUCAGUCAGCAACUCACCAUCUUUUGGACGGGGAUCAUCCUCAGCUUCUAGGUCUAUGACACCUGACAUUCCAUCAAUAUCGGUCAGUGAAUCGUCUGCUCCCAAGCGCGGGUCAAGAGGAAGUGCCCCGCCCAUCCCAAGUAUAUCAGUGAGCGAGACGCCUAUGCCAAGAAGAGGAUCUACUGUGCCCUCUAUCAACGUGACCCCUGAUGUUCCAAAGAUUUCUGUCAAUCAGUCUACAGGAUCCGCCCGGGGACGACACAAUAACGUUCCUUCAAUCUCGGUUAAUCCUUCGGUGCCUUCAAUCAACGUGAACACGCCAAAGGGCUUUGGACCUGCAGCUUCUGCACGGCCUCUACCAGUACCAGGUGCUCAAAACAAAUCGCACAGCUACAGUGGCUCUGGAUCCGGUCGCACUCACUGGACGCCGACCACGGUGCGCACAGGUGCUCUCUGUACUCAAUGUGCGCUACCCAUUGCAGGCCGCAUAGUCUCUGCAGGAGGCUCUCGCUUCCAUCCAGAAUGCUUCACAUGCUAUCAAUGUGGCGAGCACCUUGAGUGCGUAGCUUUCUACCCGGAACCAUCCAACAAGCACGCCGAACGUGUCCAGCGCAUUCGCGCCCGUCUCACAGGCUAUGACAUUCCGUUCCUGCCCUCGCACCCUACAGCCGAAGACAUGGCUCGUUUGGAGCAUGAUGAUGGCACCGAUGAAUCUCCACGGUUCUACUGCCACCUCGACUUCCACGAGCUCUUCUCUCCACGAUGCAAGAGCUGCAAAACGCCCAUUGAAGGCGAGGUCAUUGUAGCAUGUGGUGCAGAAUGGCACGCCGGCCACUUCUUCUGCGCUCAGUGCGGUGAUCCUUUUGACAGCACGACGCCUUUUGUCGAGAAAGACGGGUACGCGUGGUGUGUCAAUUGCCACACGCAUCGGUACAGUACAAAGUGCAAGGGCUGCAGGAAACCGGUUACAGAUACGGUUGUCAAGGCCCUUGGAGCGGAGUGGCAUACUAAUUGCUUUGUUUGCGUGAUUUGCUCUGGCCCCUUUGAAGAUGGAAGGUACUUUCUACGUGGUGACACGCAAGAUCCCGUCUGUGUGAGAUGUGAAGAGAAACGACUGAAGGCUUGA
Messenger RNA from Bipolaris victoriae FI3, 3111 nucleotides. RefSeq lists its product as hypothetical. The transcript has 3 exons. Gene Ontology annotation, cellular component: Z disc; adherens junction; filamentous actin. NCBI's taxonomy places the organism in Eukaryota, Fungi, Ascomycota, Dothideomycetes, Pleosporales, Pleosporaceae. Gene Ontology annotation, biological process: actin cytoskeleton organization; muscle structure development. The coding region runs from base 1 to 3111 and encodes 1036 amino acids. The record is from RefSeq and is a predicted model, not a curated record. Gene Ontology annotation, molecular function: actin binding; muscle alpha-actinin binding.